CAGACUCGCUUCUGCUGCAGAUUAUGAUGUGGCUGCCGCCUCGUGACCGGUUGGGCGGGGCCAGGGUAGCAGGGCUCUGAUGUGUGCAUUUGGACUACAACUCCCAGCAUUCUCCAUCAGGGGAGGGUGCAGCCAACAGGAAUGAGGUCUCUCCUGCAGGAGAAAGAUGAGCCCAAAUAUUGUGAUGUAUCCCACUAUGAGAAGAGAAACCCCUUCUGGCUUUUGUUCUGCCUUUUAGGGAAUGGCGGUGUCCCUAGCUUGCUCCUCAGCUACCACUGUGGAGUGCCAGAGAUUGCGAACGGAUCUGUCUUUCUUCUCAAUUGUACAUUGGAGUGCACCAGGAUGGGGAAGACUGCCAUACAUACACAUACGCACACACACCCUAGUGUAGCAUUGUGCCACAUAUCUCAUGAUCUCCCUGACAGGAUGCCUCCCUGUCUAGCAGAGUUUGAUUCAUCCUCCCCACUGCAGGGCCCUUCUUCAUGCCCCCUUUUUCAGAAGGGGAGUGCAUGCUGAAGAUGGCUUCUCUAUACAGGGUCUGUAGACGCUGGCACCGCUUGGUCCGGGACAAAUUGCUGUGGAGACACCUGGACCUGACUUCUUACAAGAUAUCCUCCAAGGUCCUCUGGCACCUGCUGCGGAACCAUCUCCGUGGCAACCUCCAGACACUGAAGGCGCGGGGAUCCCUCCACUCCGUCCGGAAGCAAGAAGCCUUUACCCCGGCACUAAUGCAGGCCCUAGGAAAGCAGUGCCCCAGCCUUCACCACUUAUGCCUGACCGAGGUGGACCUCCGCACGCUCUCCUACAGCUGUCUCCCCUCCUCUCUCACGGCCCUGGAACUGAGCUGCUGUGAGAUCCCUUCCUUGUGGUUCCAAUUGCCUGAAGCUUCUCAAGACCGCCAGGCCUUCCCAAGGCUCCAACGCCUCAUUGUCCGGAACGUCCCUGCCUUCUCUAACCAGCACUUGAUCAAUAUCUCGAUCCAGGGCACUCUCAAGACGCUUGCCUUGUCCAAGACUUACCGGGUCACAGACGCAGGGAUCCAGACAGCAGCGCCACACCUGGGAGACCUCGAGCGCCUUGCCCUGUGCCAGUCUGGCAUUGGUGAUUCAGCCGCACACUUCAUCGGGCGCCACAUGAAGCGCCUGCGCCAUUUAGACCUCGGGGGCAGCCCUUCUCUGACGGACGUAGGCCUUCCUAGCUUAAGCAGCUUGCCCGUCUUGGAAGAGCUUUGCCUGGAAUCCUGCAGCGGGCUUUCCGCAGAAGCCAUCAUGGGCGUUUGCCGGGCGCUGAACCGGCUAAAGCGUCUUGACUUAAGCGGGAUGAAUUUUGAAGAAGGGACUAUCCACGUUAUCCAGGCAGCAUUGCGGAACUGUGUCGUGCAAACACGGUCUCCAGCACAGAUCCCAGGGUGAAAUCUUAGCCACAAACACGUUCAGCAUUAGUGAGUACGUUACGGAAGGGGUCAAAAGAUAGCAGUGUAGGGAUGCAUCUACUCAGCAGCUUCCUGCCCUUUCGUUGUAGCACUUCUGUACUAAACUGGAAAUGCUGAAGCAGGGCAAAGCAUGGAACAUCAAAAGCAGAUCCUUUCAUCCUUCGGAGGCUUAUAAUUUGAUUACUGUCUGAUUUAUCCUGGAGGGUGAUGAGGAACCAGUGUUGUGGGGAGGGGAGUCUGGCCUCCAGGUGUUGUUAGACUGCAGCUCCCAUGAUCCUUCACCUUAGCUAAGGCCUACUAGGAGUUGCAGUCCAACCACAUAUGGGGGGCAACAGGUUCUCCAGCUCUGCAGUAACAAACACUUGUGGUUUAUAGGCACUAGAUGUACAUUGGACGCAUGUCCAUGCCCGUUCAAAACCAGCAUGCAAACCCAAGUCUGGAGACCCAAGUUGGUUGUGCAAAGUACCCCUAUUCCACUGUCGCCCGUCCAGUCCUCCAAUUACUGUUAUGAACAACUUAGUAAAAAGUGUGGUCUUUUUUUAAUAGGCAAGAUAAAGUGGCCGUUGUUUGUACAUCGAGAGCCUUAUCAGUAGCAGAUCCCUGUACUUCAAGACCAUGCACUGCAUUCUUUUUAAACACCAGCCUCUCCAUCUGAUGUGUCAGGUCUUAAAGCUAGCACAGGUAGGCUUUUACCUUUAAUGAAUUACCUGGAACCUGUGUUUCAGUCUUCCCCCAACCUGGUGCCCUCUAGAUGCAUUGGACUACCAGUCCCAUCAUUCCUACCUAGUAUGGCUGUUGACCAUGCUGACUGGGAGGUUUUGUAGUCCAACACAUCUAAAAGUUGGGGAACCCAUUGUAGUCUAAGAUUAUUUUUCCUUGUAAAGAUUUAAUGUGAUGGUUUGAUUUAUUUUUGGAUAGUAGAUAAUGCAAUGACUGUACCUGGAUAAUAUAAUUACAUUUGUUUCGUUUUAGCUUUCCACUAAAAGUAAGUUGCUAGAUCUCAUGACUGCAGGCUCCACUGAAUACCCCUUCAGGCUCAGAAACGAGAACAGAAAAGACACAGGCUAUCAAAUUUCUCAUGAAAUGUAACCAUCUCAGUAGGAUGGUAGAGCACAUGGUUUUGGCAAUAAUUUAUUGUAUUUUAUAUCAUGUUUUUAUACUGUUUUUUUUAUACUUUGAAUGGUUUUAAUUUUUGUGAACCGCCCAGGGAGCGUCGGCUAUCGGGCAGUAUAAAAAUCCAAUAAAUAAAUUAAUAAA
Molecule: messenger RNA, 2689 nt
Organism: Elgaria multicarinata webbii
Lineage: Eukaryota; Metazoa; Chordata; Lepidosauria; Squamata; Anguidae
Gene: FBXL12
Product: F-box and leucine rich repeat protein 12
Exons: 3
Coding region: 483-1412 (309 amino acids)
Biological process (GO): SCF-dependent proteasomal ubiquitin-dependent protein catabolic process
Cellular component (GO): SCF ubiquitin ligase complex
Molecular function (GO): protein binding
Source: RefSeq, a predicted model, not a curated record